UUCAGUCUGUGACAUUUUCCUUUCAAAGAAAAGGGUGGAAAUGUCAUCAAAAUGGAAAUGAGUUUUUUAGAUGUUGGACUGCUCACCAAAACUUUAGUAUAAAUAUGCAGAAAUAGGAAAUAAUUAUGAUUAGUGGCUGAAGGAAAACUCAGAUUUAACCCUAAUAAACCAUUAAAUGCCAAGCAGGAAUUACUCCCUCUGUUCUUGCCAUCGCUGUGUGUGUGUGUGUGUGUAGAUUAGGUCUGUUGGACAUUCCUUGCAUGCUCACAUUCAUCGCGGCUCUGAGUAGGGGGAUGGAAGAAAGAGGAGGGAGGAGUUAGUCUCACAUAGGCACAUGUCCGGCUCUUGGAAAACUCACAGAUUUUCCUCCGGCAGCGAGAGGAGGUGAGAAGAGGAGGACAGGAAGCAAACAUCUGCCGACACACGAUGUGGCUGACUCUUCUUUACAGCUGCACCGGUGGAGCAGCUCUCCUGUACGCUCUGUACAGAUGGGUGAUCCCCGCCGCCGUGCAGUAUCACGGAGGACUGGCGCUGGUUUGGCACGAUGUGAUUGUGGAGCGAAUGCUGGACACGCUGACCCAGUCCACCCGUCCUCAGCGGCUCCUGGGUGCAGUGCAGAAGAACGCCACUAGAGGAGACCCUCGCAGCGUGGUCCAGGCCAUCGAUCAGUUCUGCAGACAGAAAGAGUGGGCCAUGAAUGUGGGGGAUGAGAAAGGCUGCAUCCUUGACUCAGUGGUGUCUGAGGUGAACCCAGCCACUGUGUUGGAACUAGGAACCUACUGUGGUUACUCCACAGUACGAAUCGCCAGCCUGCUUCCUCCUCACGCCAAACUCAUCACUCUCGAAUUCAACCCAGACUUUGCUGCUAUCGCUCGUCAGGUCAUUGCUUGGGCCGGAGUAGAGGACAAGGUCCAUUUAGUAGAAGGAGCGUCUGGUGACUGGAUCCCCAAAAUGACAGAGCAGUUUGGGGUGAAAACAUUCGACUUGGUUUUCUUGGAUCACUGGAAGGACCGUUACCUUCCUGACACAAUGCUGAUGGAAGAGUGUGGCCUCCUAAGGAAAGGCAGCAUCUUACUGGCAGAUAACGUCAUCUGCCCCGGAACCCCAGACUACCUCGAGUAUGUUCGAAGCAGCCCGAGAUACGAAAGCCAGUACUUCAAAUCUCACCUGGAGUACACCAAAGUGGAGGAUGGCUUGGAGAAAUCUGUCUUCUUGGGGUAGUUUUUAACCAUUUAACCAGAAGUGCCAUGUUUUAAGCAGGUACACGUAAACCUCAGACCUCUGGAGACUUGAAAUAAGAGGUUAAAUCUGUUUUUUUCUAAUGUCAGAGUGUGCGUUAACCUGAAAUUAAACACAUGAAAGGAAAACAA
Molecule: messenger RNA, 1370 nt
Organism: Acanthochromis polyacanthus (spiny chromis)
Lineage: Eukaryota; Metazoa; Chordata; Actinopteri; Pomacentridae
Gene: comtb
Product: catechol-O-methyltransferase b
Exons: 6
Coding region: 427-1221 (264 amino acids)
Biological process (GO): developmental process; catecholamine catabolic process; dopamine metabolic process
Molecular function (GO): catechol O-methyltransferase activity
Source: RefSeq, a predicted model, not a curated record